This is a messenger RNA of Physcomitrium patens, 1164 nucleotides long. The record is from RefSeq and is a predicted model, not a curated record. NCBI's taxonomy places the organism in Eukaryota, Viridiplantae, Streptophyta, Bryopsida, Funariales, Funariaceae.
GCCUGGCUUGAGAGACUCACUCUGCCUUUGACUGUGGCGGAUGCGCGUUGCUGCGCCCCUCCGGGCUCCGUGUUCUCGUCGUCGUUCGUUCGUAGUCUCUCGCCUGGACUUUCGUAUAAGGUCUUUGGGUUCUCAGGUAGUGGUCUUGAGUUGGGUUAUCAUUGAUAUUGUGGGGUUUGGUCGUGUUGUGGAAAUUUUGCACGGUGGGCAGCAGCUUGUGAGACUUGAUGCAAAUUGUGAAAUGCCCCUGUCGUAUCAACUUUCGUGGAGCUCUGAGGCGUUCCAUGACUGCAGCAACGCAUUGCGUGUGGUGAUCAGGAGUUUCAGCUUCCCUGACAUUGACUGGAGGGAGGAUCAUUUGCUAGUGUUUUUGCCUGAAGAGCGGAGUGCCAACGUUGUUGAAGUUCGUUCCGAUCGGGUUUUAAUUGCGUCACUGUGAUCCAGAGGAUUUUGCGUCACAAUGGCGCAGAUGUUGUUGAAAGAAGCGGCGGAUUUGGGGUUCAUGAUAGCGUUCCGCUUCUAUGGGCGAAACCCCGAAACAGGGCCAAGGUUUUACCACCCUCCACGUUCUGAUGAUGGCCGUGAUUGCGCGGAAGCAUCGACUGCUUCUUCAUCCUGCAGUGUCAGAAGACACUCGCCGGUGAGGCGACAUGGCUUGGCGGGGGCGGCAUCUAUCAUUUUACCGAGUCUUUCAGCCCCAAGUUUUCCGAUCCAUCUCUCGAGCGGAAGCUUUCCAGAUCUCGAUGGAACUCUUCCUUCUCCGGCACCGCAUAGUGUAGGAGCCCACUAACUUUAGCUCUUCAUGGAAACCCUAGUGAGCAUUCUUUAGUGCUGCUUGUCAGUUCAACACCUACUCACGAUGCAAUUAUUCUGUGUCGUUUGUCCUGUUUUCCUGGCAAUCGCAUCGAAUGGAUUACUUAGGUUUUACAAUUGUUGGACACAAGGAUUUCUUUUAUAUUAGUGAAACUUUUGAAAGAUGGACAUCAAUUUGUCUGAACGGAUUCCACAUUCAUGAAUAUAAAACUCAGAGAUAUAGUGGAGUUCCGCAAUAUGUUGACGACGAUGGGUAGUGAUAGAAACUGAAGUUGGAUUGAAGAUUUGUGGAAACUGGUCACAUUAUUUUUUGAGAUCAAAAUCUCGAGAAGAGACUAAUUCUUUCUUGUA